GUUACUUUUGUAUUACCUGUUGAUGUUGUGAAAAGAGUGAAUCGAGAACUGUUGCUCUAGUUUUACUUUUUUAUUUUGUUCAAUCAACAUCAUAAUAAUUUCAUCUAAAUUUAGUUAAUUAACUUUCAUUUUUUCGUAAUACAAAAAUCCAAACUUAUUUUGCGCGUUUCCAAUCAAAGUGACAACUCAAUCCAAUCUCAAUUCCUUGGACUGAAUCGACUUUUGUUUAAUUAAUCAAGUAAAUUAAACGUUAAGCCUAAAAAAAACAAUCGAAAAGCGAAAACAACGAGAAACUAAUCAUCUUCAUUUUCCCCUGGAAAUACAAAUAAUCAUCAACGUAACUUAAACUGUUGCUUAAUUAACUAUAACGUCAUUUCCGUUAACGUUGAAAAUUAAACAAAUUGAUUCUUCAGGUGUAAACAUCAUUCAUCAUAAUUUCCCUUGAAUAACAAGUUAAUCGAAUCAAAUCUGACCGGAACUUUUAUAUAUCUUCUUGGUCAGAAAAACAGUCAACAUUUUGCAAGAAAAUUGGCAAGAUCAGGAUUGGAAAUAGUAAACAAUCAACUUAAUAACUUGAUAAUUAAAGAAUAAUCAGAAAUAUGAAAUCAAGAAAGAUUAUCUCUGGACAAACUGAAGAGCCUGGUAACCCUCUUGGCGGUGUUAGUAUCUGGAGGGAACAGCAAACUCAAUUAGAGAAAAGUCUAAGACUAAUGAGAAAACGUCGAGGAAACGGCGAUUCUAAUAUUGAAUCAGUGAAUCAAAGUAAAUCAAAAGCUAACAUUAAUUCAGUGAAUUCAAGUAGCAGUAGCAACAUAAAUAGUAAUUAUAGCAACAGUAGUAACAGUAGCAUAAGUAGUAAUUGUAGUGUGAGUAGUAAUCUUGAUUCAAAUAAUAAUAUUAACCAAUCAAAUAAUUUAACAAUGAAUAGAGUCGAUGAUUAUGAGCAUUCAGUGGCUGAUGCAAGUGAAUCAACAGAUGAUUCGAGUUCAAUGGGAGAUGAUGUUGACAGAGCUCGUAAGAGAAACCGUUUAUCUCCUAUUGAGCCAACCAACUAUAUGAAUGGUUCAUCCUCGAAUACUUAUUCACAUAACAGUCAAGGUCGUCGUAGAAAAUCAACAGUUUCAGCUCGUGAACGUAAUUUACGUCGACUAGAAUCAAAUGAACGAGAACGCCAACGAAUGCAUAGUCUCAAUGAUGCUUUUCAAUCUCUUCGAGAAGUUAUUCCUCAUGUUAGAUUGGAAAGGAAAUUAUCUAAAAUUGAAACACUUACAUUAGCCAAGAACUACAUCAUGGCGCUGACCAAUGUUGUCUGUGAGAUGAGAGGUGAGCAAUUGCCUUACAAGGGACUUGUUCAAUCACCUGAUCCAUCAGAUGGAAGUCAGGAUGCCAACAACAAUGGACUCAUUGAAUGUCAAGCUAUUGUUAAGAAUGAACUUGCAAUAAUAACCAAUUCAGCUGAUUACAAGAUUGAAACAGCAACAACAAACAAUAAUAAUAAUAAUAAUGAUCAUGAAAAUCACCCUGAACAACAACAACAACAACAAUCAAUGGUGAAUGGAAUGGCCAUUGAAUCAUUUAAUUCAAGUAUUGUAAAUGAAACUGAUUUGAAUGAUGUUGAUGAUCAAAUUGGUGUUAAUGUUGGAGAUAUAAGUCUUCUCAAUGUAUUUAAAGGAUCAUCACAAUCAAAGUUGGUUAAUUGUUUUUCUGGUUUACUUGCUGACGAUAAUUUGCUAACUAACGGUAAACUUGAGCCAUCUUUAGAUCAUAAAACGAUUCUCAAUUUUUCUGAUGAUCUUUAACAAUUUGAUCAUUUUAACUAAUUAAUUUAAGUUUCCUGUUUUUUAUUACUUUUAAAUCAUCAUAAUGAAUCCUAUUAAUUUGCUGCUUUGCCAGUAAUCAUUUGCCAUUAGUUUAAUUGUUUCCAUCGUCACAUCAUCAUCAUCAUCAUCAUCAUCGUCCUAAUCAACAACCUCUUCAUUAUCAUCAUCAUCAUCAUCAUUAUCAUUAUGAUUAACGUGUGUUUUUAUGAUUAAUCCCUUGACAACCGUAUACAUGUAACAACGUAUUCAUCUCAGUGAAUUACAGUUUAACCAGGAAAACAAAUAAUUGAAUGAUGAAAAAUCUCAAAGACAGAUUUCAAUUGUUAACAAUUUACCAAAUCACCAUUAAUCACUUCAGCUUCAUCAUCUCAACUAAUAUAAUCAUCAAACUGUAAUCACUCACUGACACACAUAAACCAACAUUACUUAUCAUAAUAAUAGACAUUCUAGUUUAAUGAUUAACAAUCACAUUUUGAAACUGAACAAUUAACUAGAUCAUCAUUGCAAUCAUUCCCAUUGAUCAAUUAAUUUAAUCAUCUUCCAGAUUCAUUCUAGUUAAUUCCUUAAUUAUUUAAAUUAUUCAUUUGGUGCAUUCCCUUUAAUCACAAUGAAUCAAAAUUAUGUUAAUAAAAAUCAAUCAAUAAUAUUGAGCUCAUAUUAAUCUAAGUAAUUAGUUUGCAUUAGAAAAAAUCUAA
Molecule: messenger RNA, 2515 nt
Organism: Panonychus citri (citrus red mite)
Lineage: Eukaryota; Metazoa; Arthropoda; Arachnida; Trombidiformes; Tetranychidae
Exons: 3
Coding region: 600-1799 (399 amino acids)
Molecular function (GO): protein dimerization activity
Source: RefSeq, a predicted model, not a curated record